UUCCCUUCUCCCCGUCCCCUCCGCGCCGGCGGAAGCGGGGCGCACCGCGGCAUGGAGGCGGGCAGCUGCAGGCCGCCGCCUGGGUGCCCCCCUGGCGUGGAGGAGCGGCCGUUCCGCUCGGCCUCGGGGGAGCCCCUGGCGCUGCGGCGCCGGCAGCACAGCGCCUCCUGCCGGGAGCUGGCGCUGCGCCGGCCCCGCCUGCAGCUCCGCUCCCUCAGCGCCGUCACCUCCGCCGUCUGGCUGGCGGCCUACGGCGUCUUCGUGCUCAGCGAGAAUAGUAUGGUGCUUUCUGGUGCUAUAUUCAUCACGCUGAUUGGCCUGAUCAUCUACCUGCACUUUGUGAAAAUUGACCAGGAAUCUCUGUUGGUCAUCGGCUCACUUGGCAUUCAGUUGACUUCGUCCUAUGCUUCAGGGAAGGAGAGCACAACCUUCAUUGAGAUGAGUCGAGUCAAGGACGUGGUUAUCAAUGAAGCCAUCUAUAUGCAAAAAGUUAUCUAUUACCUGUGCAUCCUCCUGAAGGACCCUCAGGAUCCUCAGGGAGUAUCUGAGGUUGUUCCACUCUUUCAGAGCUCCCAGCCACGUCUGGACUGCUUAAUGGAAGUGUACAAAAGUUGUCAAGAAAUCCUGGAUCAGAGGAAAGAAGCUCCACAAUCAAGUGGAAUAAAGUAAUAAAAAAUAAUCAAGGUGGAAAACUUGCUGCAGGACUUGGACAGAUGCAUGCAAAGCAAGCAACACUGACCCAUGGCUUUUUUAAGUUAGAGGUUUACAAUGUGGUGCAGCAGUAGAAUGACGUUAUGGGUAAUAGUCUGCACAGACUCAGAGAGCUGUUAUAGAAGGUGUCAGCUCAGGCACACAAGUGAACCUUGAAAUUGGCUGCUGUGAAGAAAGGUGAGCAGAACUCUCUGGAAAAUAAAUAUGGCAAUGGGAGGCAAGAAUAUCCAUCAAAUGUUUAAAUUUCUGUGGAUCUGAGCAUUCUGAUAAACACAUGGUGUAACCUUGUCCAGACUGACACAAACGUGGGCUUUUUUAUUUUUUUUAAUCCUUUCUUUGAAAAAAGCAUAUACCAGUCUAGAAUAUCAAAACUAAAGGGUCGGCUAGCACAGUAACUUCCUGAUCAACAGGGGAAUUUUAGAAAGAAAAUGACAGAAAAUUAAAAUACACUGUUGCAUUCAAUUAUGUUUAUGGAAAUAAACAUAGGAGAGAAUACUGUGGUUUCUUCAGGGAUCUGCUUGAAAGAGUCCCAUGGGAUAGGACCCUAGAGAGAAGAGGGGACCAAGAAAGCUGAUUAAUAUUCAAGGAUCACCUCCUCCAAGCACAAGAAUAGGUCAUCCCAUCCCAACAAGCAGGAAGUCAAGCAAAAAUGCCAGGAGGCCUGCAUGGAUGAACAACUGCUCCCGGCAAAAUUCAAACACCAGAAGGUGGAAGCAGGGAGAGGCAGGUAGCCUAGAAAGAAUAUAGAGACACUGUCUGAGCAUGCAGAGAUGUGGUUAGGAAAGCCAAAGCCUAUGUGGAGUUGAAUCUAUUUAGGAAUGUCAGAGACAGCAAAAAGGAAACCAGGAAACAUUGGCCCACUGCUGAAUGGCACAGGGGCAGGGUAACGCCUGGACAUGGAAAAGAAGGGUGCUGAGUGCCUUCACCUCAGUCUGUACUAGCAAGAUCAGCCUUCAGGAAUGCCAGGCCCCAGAUAUCAGGGGACAGAAGGAAGACUUACCCUUGGUGGAAGAGGAUAAGUUUAGAUAACGCUUAAGCAACCUAGACACGUGUAAGUCCAUGGGACCUGACGGGAGGCACCCACAAGUGCUGAGGGUGUUUGCUCAUGACACACAGCUGUGAGGAGUGGCUGUUAUGCCAGAGGUUUGUGCUGCCAACCAGAGGGACUUGGACAGGCUGGAGAGAUGGGCACACAGGAACCUCCUGUAGUUCAACAAAGGGGAGUGCAAAGUCCUGCACCCAGGGAGGAAUAACCCCAUGCCAUUCCUCCCCGUACAUGCUGGGGCUGACCAGCUGGAAAGCAGCUUUGCAGAAAAGGACCUGGGGAUCCUUAUGGACACCGAGUGAGCAGGAGCCGGCAACAUGGCCUUGCCACAAAACAAAAAAGGCUAACUGUGCUGGGCUGCGUGAGGAGGAGCGUAGCCAGCAGGUCACAGGUGGGCAUCUCUGCCCUCUCCUCAGCACUGGUGAGGCCUUGCCUGGGGUGCUGCAUCCACUGCUGGGCCCCCAGUAUAUGGACACACUGGAGGGAGACGAGGAAAGGCCAUGAUUGUUAUGGGGCUGGAGCGUGUGAGGAAAGGCUGCAAGAGCUGGGGCUGGUCAGCCUGGAAAAGGCUCAGGAGGGGAAUCCUAUAAGUGUAUACAAGUGUAUAUAUCUGAAGGGAGAGUGUAAAGAAGAUGGAGACAAGCUUUUUCAGUGGUGCUUUGUGACAGAAUACAAGGCAAUGGGAACAAACUGAAACACAGGUGGUUCCACCUGAGUAUCAGGAACAUUUUUAUCAUGUGGGUGGCUGAGCCCUGGAACAGGCUCUCUGUUCAGAGAGGUGCUGGAGUCCCUUGGAGAUCUCCAAAAGCCACCUGGACGUGACCCUGGGCACCCUGCUCUGGGUGGCCCUGCCUAAGCAGGGCUUGGACCAGGUGGGCUCCAGGGGCCCUGCCAGCCUCAGCCAACAGGGUAUCAAUUGCUUUGAGAUGAUGAGGAAAAUAUGUUGUUGAAAAUUAUAAUGCUAUGUGAAUAAAGUAGCUUCACUGAGACUAACUUAA
This is a messenger RNA of Anas platyrhynchos (mallard), 2754 nucleotides long. RefSeq names its product phosphatidylinositol glycan anchor biosynthesis class H (gene PIGH). NCBI's taxonomy places the organism in Eukaryota, Metazoa, Chordata, Aves, Anseriformes, Anatidae. Gene Ontology annotation, cellular component: glycosylphosphatidylinositol-N-acetylglucosaminyltransferase (GPI-GnT) complex. The record is from RefSeq and is a predicted model, not a curated record. Gene Ontology annotation, biological process: GPI anchor biosynthetic process.